CGAGGCAAAGUUGACUCCUUUGUCACACAAAUUUAACGCUAACCCUGAUAUUAGCUCUUCUUAAAAUCGAGUGCUGAUUCUAGGUUGAUUAUGGAUUUUGAUUAUUUUGUGGACAGGGCUUCGAUAUAGAGAAUGUUUCAGUACCAUCAAAUAUGUGCGGAAUGAUCACUGGACUGUUGCCCAUCGAUUGUGUACGUGAGAGGGGUUAUCCUUAUCCUGUCUUGGUCAACCUUUAUGCUAAGAUGGGGCUUCAUCGUUACAAUAUGUUGAAAGGUACAAACUUCCAGCUUGAUUCCCUAGUGAAAUUCAACAUGUUACAAAAUUGUGUGUCCUCUGUCUACAUGACUUUGCUUGCACACGAGCCAGCUCCUGACCCAUUGGCCAAAACCUUCCAGGUGCGAGUUGAUGAGCAUAAAGCAAACAGUUUGGCUUUUGAGUGCUCCAUUGCCAGAAUUAAAGAUGAAGUGAUCACUAAGAAGCCCUUUGUACCUCACUUCCAUGGUGACGCUUUGGCGUAUGGUAUCUUCAAAGGUGAAUUGCCUAAUUGGCCGUCAGAUGAUGCUUUGAAUGAUGGAAAACGGUUUUACUUGGUAAGAUUAUCUCUGAAGGAAUCAGAAUGGCAAGCAAAUGAUUGGAUUUCUAUGUAUUUGGAACUUGUAAUUUGUGCACAUGAUAGGAGGAUCCGGAAGAGGGACGUUUACUCCCAAUUGGAGAUUCUGGAAGUGGCAAUAGAAACUGGUGUCGAAGAUGUGGAGCCUCCAAUAGAAACUGGUGUCGAAGAUGUGGAGCCUCCGAAUGAGAGACUCAAUGCCACAAGUGUAAAUGUCUACAUAAAGUUUAAGGGCAUGGAAAAUGUUAUAACCCCUAUGAUGAUUUUUGAGAGUGGUGAGCAUGUAGAACACAAAGCUGUAGUUAGAAGAGUCCUCAAUGAGCAUAGCGGAGACAUGACUCUAUCGGGUAAGUUUUGUGGUGGUCUAAGUACUAAAAAGAAAAUCCAGAGUUCUAAAAAGCGAACUCGCUCAGACUAGUGCAACUCAUGGAGUAUGACCGUGUCCACGUGAUGACAAGAUCCAUUUGAAUGUGUGGAUCAGAUAAUUACUUGCGAGAGAUGUAUCAUUUCCGGUUCUAGUUGUAAAUUAAUUCUUCCAUCUGAAGGCCCUUGUCAGGAACCUAACCUAGGAAUAUACUACAAGAAUUAUAUUAUUUUGUUUUUGUUUGAA
Raphanus sativus (radish) is the source of this 1220-nucleotide messenger RNA. Its product is annotated as UPF0725 protein At1g23950. Lineage: Eukaryota; Viridiplantae; Streptophyta; Magnoliopsida; Brassicales; Brassicaceae. The coding region runs from base 153 to 1028 and encodes 291 amino acids. The transcript has 5 exons. The record is from RefSeq and is a predicted model, not a curated record.